Messenger RNA from Humulus lupulus (European hop), 455 nucleotides. RefSeq names its product protein DETOXIFICATION 45, chloroplastic-like. The coding region runs from base 53 to 433 and encodes 126 amino acids. Gene Ontology annotation, molecular function: antiporter activity; xenobiotic transmembrane transporter activity. Gene Ontology annotation, cellular component: membrane; chloroplast. Lineage: Eukaryota; Viridiplantae; Streptophyta; Magnoliopsida; Rosales; Cannabaceae. The transcript is spliced from 4 exons. Gene Ontology annotation, biological process: transmembrane transport. The record is from RefSeq and is a predicted model, not a curated record.
UGUCUCUGUUGAUUUAUGAGUUGUUUACUUGUAGGCUUUGACUGUAAGUUAUAUGUCUAAAGGUGACUAUAAGACAGUGAAGGAAAUUGCUCACUAUGUGCUGAAGGUAGGAUUGCUCACAGGUCUUGCCUUGUCUGCAAUUUUGGGUCAAUCUUUUGGUUCAUUAGCUACUCUGUUCACCAAGGAUGCUGAAGUACUAGCAAUUGUUGGUACUGGAGUAUUGUUUGUCAGUGCUAGUCAACCUCUGAAUGCACUAGCUUAUGUUUUUGACGGUCUCCAUUCUGGUGCUUCGGAUUUUGCAUAUGCUGCCCGUGCCAUGAUGGUGGUGGGAGGAAUGUCUUCUGCAUUUUUGCUAUAUACUCCGAUAGUCAUUGGUCUUCCCAAGAUUUGGUUAGGGUUGACUCUGUUUAUGGGUUUGCGGGUGGUGGCUUGAUUUUACAGGUAUGCAUACAAUA